This is a messenger RNA of Didymosphaeria variabile, 1638 nucleotides long. RefSeq lists its product as uncharacterized. NCBI's taxonomy places the organism in Eukaryota, Fungi, Ascomycota, Dothideomycetes, Pleosporales, Didymosphaeriaceae. The record is from RefSeq and is a predicted model, not a curated record. The transcript has 2 exons. The coding region runs from base 1 to 1638 and encodes 545 amino acids.
AUGAAUUCACCUCCACGAACACCACCCGCGCUCAAGCGCACCGUGUCGGGCGAGAGCCACAGUAGCUAUGGCAGUGCGGCGACGUCCGCUUCGCGAUCAAGUUCGAGGCUCCUGUUUGGUGAAAUCCCACUGACACCUGCAACUACCGUGGGCGGUCCAUCCACCCGGUCCAACAGCUCGAUUGGUUCGAUAUGUAACCUGGUGCUCUCGACAAGCUCAUCCUUUUUGCGCUUCUGGCUGAACGACACCUGCCGCGACAACCUCUUUGCCCAUCUUGAGCAAGAAGAUCUCCCCGACUUCCGUCUGGUAUGCCAUGACUUUGCGACGCGGGCGGCGCCUGUCCAAUUUGCAUCCCUUACCACGACCUUCAAGCCUUCCACCUUCUCCAAGCCGGCGCGCAUUGAGGCUCUAUCCCGCAUAGGUCGCCAUAUCAAGACUUUUACCUUCCACAUGCCUCACACUCCAGAGACUCUGCUACCGCCCAUCAUUGACCCGGACACUGGCGAGGAGAAGCAGUUCAUCUACGAGCCGCAGUUACAGACGCCAUCGAACAUGCUUGGCCGCGAAAAGACACCCAAGUACGGCUCUCUCGAAAUGACCAGCCUGCUCAUCCAACAAUAUCCACCACUGUUCCACGCUGCAACCAACGUGCCGGCCUUCGUCGCUGCCUUCUCCGAACUCAUCAACCUCACUCACCUCAAGGUCUCAUGCCCCGGCUACGACAACGCCCCUUCUCACCGUCGCAGUGUCGUAGACUACGCUCUCAUUUCCCUACGUAUUGCUGUGGAGCGCGCUCCAAUGUACAGUCUCACUUCCCUAUCCCUCCAUCCCAUUCAUCCUGGCGGCCUCCUUUACCUCCAUCCCAUGCACGGCUUUGGCAGCACACCGUCAUCCGCAAAACGCUGGACCCAAAUCCGCAGUCUCUCGAUAUGCAUGGAGUCUCUUCUCAAGUCCCCAUCUCCCAAACACAGGACGCAGUCCGUCGAGCACCUCCGCAUCCUUCACGCGUACCUGCGCACGCUAUCCCGGGGCUUGACGCGCCUCUUCUUUCGCUGGAAAGGCACACGCGGGCCCUCACCACUGAGCCUGGACAAGGAACCUUGCAUGUUACCCAUCGACACAGACUACAUGCACCCCUCCCAACGUGGUGAAGUGCGCGGCCCACGCCCCCUUCGCUUCUCCCGCCUGCGCCACAUGGAACUCGAAAACGCCAUCAUGGACUCCUCCCAAAUCUCAGAUUUCAUCCACAAGCACCGCCGCUCGCUUGUGGAAUUUAACUUCGAGGACGUCAAGCUCCGGCAAGGGAACUGGGAUGACGCACUGGAGCCGCUGACGCUAAUCAGCGGGAGUGAGCGAUGGAAGAGGAACGCAGAAGAAGUCAUGGAUGUGCCUAUCGUGCUCAGUCCUAUCAACAUUGAGCCAAGAAUCAUGGGGCCACUACUAGAGGAGGUUGACGCCGCGAUUGAGAAUCACAGCAAGGAGAGGGGACAGCAUAGCUUGAGCCGCUGGUUAGGGAAGCCUAAGAGCACGUUGCGAAAGACGAACGGACAUGUGAAAGAGAGCUUCUUCGGAGGCGACCACGUUAAGAGACUCUUCAGGGGGACAAUGUUCCAUCGUGCUGUCGGUGUCGCCGCAUAG